Messenger RNA from Vigna unguiculata (cowpea), 1863 nucleotides. Its product is annotated as LEAF RUST 10 DISEASE-RESISTANCE LOCUS RECEPTOR-LIKE PROTEIN KINASE-like 2.5. Gene Ontology annotation, molecular function: protein kinase activity; ATP binding. The record is from RefSeq and is a predicted model, not a curated record. Gene Ontology annotation, biological process: protein phosphorylation. NCBI's taxonomy places the organism in Eukaryota, Viridiplantae, Streptophyta, Magnoliopsida, Fabales, Fabaceae.
CUCUUUCCUAUGUUUGCAAAUGCAUUGAAACUAAACAUGUUCCGCAGACUCACUCUCUUCUUUCUGUUCUCUGCAACACUUCUUCUUCCAACUGCAUGUCAUGUGAACUGCAACGCUUCGUCUAUGCUUCUGGGUCAAAACCAUUCAAAAAUCGUAAACAAAGUUGGUGAUGUCUUCACGGGGUGUGAUGAUAGAAAAAAUUACAGCAGCAGCAGGUUCAUGGGUAAUAAUUCUGCCUACGUGGCACGCAUACUUAAUGACGUGUCACAACAUGUUAGUAUUAAUAGCACUACUACUACUACCACCGUGGUUUGCAACAAUACAAGUUGUGUUACCAACGAAACAACACACACAUCAUCGUCACCGUCGCCAGUGCGGUUUUCAUCACCGCCGCCGCCGCAGUUUUCAUCACCACCGCCGCCACUGCGGUUUUCAUCACCACCACCGCCACUGCGGUUUUCAUCACCACCACCGCCACGUUCACGGCGAUCACCACCAAUUUCAUUAUCACCGGCACCAGCAUUAGCACCAACGUUUUCUGGUGGUUCAGAUUAUACAUAUAACACAAAUAACCACCGGGGCACAAGGAUAAUUAUAAUUAUUAUUAUCAUAGGUGUUGUAAGUGCGGUAAUUGGAGUAUUUUUCUUCAUACUAUGUUGUCUUAGACGUAAGUCUUUAACUCGACCAAUCAAAUUUUGUUUUACCACAAACAAUGAUUCAAAUGUUCAAGAAUUUUUAAGAAAUCAUGGAGCUAUAGCACAAAAAAGAUACAAAUUUUCAGAAGUGCAGAAAAUGACUAAUUCAUUCAAAGUUAAAAUUGGUCAAGGUGGUUUUGGUACAGUAUACGAAGGUAAGCUGCUCACAGGUAUCCCGGUGGCUGUAAAAUUAUUGAAUGCAUCCAAAAGAAAUGAUGAAGAGUUUAUCAAUGAGGUUGUCAGCAUCAGUAAAACAUCUCAUGUUAAUAUUGUCACACUUCUUGGAUUUUGUUUGGAAGGCUCCAAAAAGGCUCUCAUAUAUGAGUUUAUGGCUAAUGGUUCCUUGGAUAAGUUUAUCUACAAAAGAGAGCAAGAACCAGAAACAAUUACAUCUUUGACCUGGGAGGAUUUAUAUCAAAUUGCAAUAGGAAUAGCUCGAGGGUUGGAGUACUUGCACAGGGGCUGCAGUACUAAAAUUCUACAUUUUGACAUAAAGCCGCAUAAUAUUCUUUUGGAUGAGAAUUUUUGUCCUAAAAUAUCAGAUUUUGGACUAGCAAAGUUGUGUCCCAGGAAUGAAAGCAUUAUUUCUAUUUCUGGUACAAGAGGAACAAUGGGAUAUUUAGCUCCUGAAAUGACCAAUAGACAUUUUGGUGGAAUUUCACAAAAGUCUGAUGUGUAUAGUUAUGGAAUGAUGCUACUAGAGAUGGUAGGAGGAAGGAGGAACAUUAAUCCUAAAGCUGAUCAUACAAGUGAGAUAUACUUCCCACAUUUUGCAUACAGAAGACUUGAUGUGGAUAAUGAUGUGAGACCAUAUGAAGUGAUGAAUGCAGAAGAAGAUGAGAUUGCAAAGAGAAUGAGUGUAGUGGGCUUAUGGUGCAUUCAAUCACUUCCAAAUGAUAGACCUACAAUGAGCAGAGUUGUAGACAUGUUGGAAGGUAACGUAAAUUCCUUGGAAAUGCCUCCAAAACCUUUGUUUUCCUCUCCUACUAGAUCAGAAACAUAAUGAAGUUAAUAUAAUUGUAUUUGUGUAAAAUCUUUCUAGUUAUAUUCUAAAAAGGAUCACUCAACACAUUUGUUUAGUAUACUUUUAUGUGUUUGUUAAAUUGCCACUAAUUAAUUGUUGAAGCUAGAUCAAUUGUGCAUAAUAGCUUUCUUGUGACAAGCUAAA